AUGGCUUAAAAACUCCUUAAAAAAAAAAGUAAAUAACAAAACAAAAAUUCAAACAAGACUGACAAACCAAAGCAUAAAAUCAAAAAGAAUAAACCUUAGACAUUAUAUAAUAAAAUGGUAACUGAGGAGAAUACCAAAAUCACAAAAACCAUAAAUAAAAAUAUUGAAGAAUAAAUGAUGGCAAAGGCAAGACUUAACUAAGAAUCAUUUAAGUUAUUGAAAACCAAAGAAGAAUAAAAGAAAAUAGCAAAGGAAGCAAAAAAACAAGCAUGA
Messenger RNA from Paramecium tetraurelia, 273 nucleotides. RefSeq lists its product as uncharacterized. Lineage: Eukaryota; Ciliophora; Oligohymenophorea; Peniculida; Parameciidae. The transcript is spliced from 2 exons. The record is from RefSeq and is a predicted model, not a curated record.